AUGCGUUUUGGUCUUGAUAGAACAACCUAUCUCAAGUCUUAUGCCAUUGUUCCCCUACAUGCGCUGGUUGGCCAAAAUCAUCGGCAAUGCAUUCCCUUGGCUGACCACCAAAUUUCAUAUGGCGAGCUAUGGGCAUCCGAACAUGAAACCAACCCAAGUCUUUGGAACAGCACCAUGGUCCUACAAGCUCCGGAAAAAGAUCACCAAGGCUGUCAGGAGGAGGGUUCAGAAAUCCAAGAAGAUGGUUCGAAAGUACAUCGACAAGCAGGGACGUCAAAGAGUGUGUGGAAACACUCGGCAGCUCAAAAGGUCGCAGGUAUAUCCUAUUGGGUAUGGGCGUGCCAUCCGAUCUCUUCACAUGGCUUGGAAGGAGAGGCCUGGCAACUUGAAGGCCUUCUGCGAAAUUCUCUAUCCACCUCAGGGUGGAUUGAACGAGGUGCUGGUGCAGAAAGCCACCAAGGCUCUUAUGGGGGUCAGGUAACCGAGUGUGUGGUCAUGUGGGUAUGUCUCAAAAUGAGGUUGCCUUCUUGGGACCCAAAAUGUCACUUUAAAGGAAAAAAUAAUGACUUUAUAAGCUGA
This is a messenger RNA of Cladocopium goreaui, 579 nucleotides long. The record is from the annotation of a GenBank genome assembly. Lineage: Eukaryota; Dinophyceae; Suessiales; Symbiodiniaceae.